This is a messenger RNA of Daucus carota subsp. sativus, 2835 nucleotides long. Its product is annotated as protein KINESIN LIGHT CHAIN-RELATED 2. NCBI's taxonomy places the organism in Eukaryota, Viridiplantae, Streptophyta, Magnoliopsida, Apiales, Apiaceae. The record is from RefSeq and is a predicted model, not a curated record. Gene Ontology annotation, molecular function: protein binding. The coding region runs from base 366 to 2561 and encodes 731 amino acids. The transcript has 3 exons.
AUCUAUUCCUUUCCCUCUAUUUUAUUAUACACACACAUGCAAAAUUUAUACAUUAAUGUUGAUUUAAUAUUGCAUUUAUACACCUGUAUUUUCCCACUAUACCCUCCUCCAGCUCCUCUUCUUAAAGUCUCUCCACUCCUCUCCUCUUUCCUCUAAACCUUCAUUCUUUACACCACCAAGACAGAUAGAUAAUCUUUUAUAUUAGUUUCUUCUUCAGCUUUCUCUGCAAUAAGAACUGCAAAAGAAGUUGUUGGUUCUGGUCUUUCAUGGAUUGUCUCUGGCUCUGAGGUUAAUAUAGCAAGACUUUUGUUUGAUUUCAAGAAUUGUUUGUCGGUUGGGUAUCAAAGAAGAUACCAGGAGUUGGUAUGGGGGAAAUAUACGAAGAAGGGUUGGUGGUUGAACCGACUGAAAAUGGAAAUUCCACCCCUUUAAAGGAAGAUUCUAUAGUAGAUCACUCCUUAAUUAGUGAAAAAAGCCCUCAAAUUGCAGGAAAUGGUCAUGCAGUUAAUGAGGUAGUUGACACUUCAAUUGAGCAUCUUUAUGAAAAUGUUUGUGAGAUGCAGAGUUCUGACCAGUCACCAUCAAGGCGUAGCUUUGGAUCUGAUAAUGAAGAGUCUGUAAUUGAUUCUGAGCUCCGACACCUUGUUGGAGGAGAGAUGGGAGAAGUGGAGAUUAUGGAAGAAGAAGUUGGGAUGCAAAAGGAAGAAGUUGAUGAUGAUAUUCGUAGUGAUUCUGGUUCGAAGAAGGAAAGUUCCUUGGCAGGUAGCAAGUCGAGGAAAUCAAGGACCAAAUCUGUUUCAUCUGCCAAUUCAAAAAAAGUUUCUCGCUUGCAUUUGGAGUCGGAUUCAACUUCAAGUCCCAAGAGCAUAAGCCCUCAAGAGAAACCUCCUCGAGAUAAGUUAAAUAACAAGGUGUUGGUGAAACCAAGUGGCGUAGACAACUCCAUCAAAAAACAAAAAAACAUCUCUUUAAGAGGGGUAUCGUCUCAAAAUGGAGGAGAUGAUUCAUCUGAUUCAGGUCGAGAAAACCCCGACCUUGGACCCUUUUUGCUUAAACAAGCAACGGAUUUGAUAUCUUCUGGUGAUAAUCCUCGGAAAGCUCUCCAAUUUGCUCUUCGAGCAGCAAAAUCAUUUGAAAAAUGUGCAGAUGGUAAGCCCAGCUUAGAUAUGGUCAUGUGCUUGCACGUGACUGCUGCAAUAUACUGUAGCUUGGGUCAGUACAGUGAGGCUAUUCCUGUUCUUGAGCAUUCCAUCGAUAUUCCUGCAAUUGAGAAGGGUCAAGAUCAUGCCCUUGCUAAAUUUUCUGGUCACAUGCAACUUGGUGAUACUUAUGCCAUGGUGGGUCAAUUUGAAAAUUCAAUAAUGUGUUAUACGAUGGGUUUGGAACUCCAGAGACAGGUUAUGGGAGAUGCAGAUCCAAGAGUUGGUGAGACUUGCAGGUACUUGGCUGAAGCUCAUGUUCAAGCAUUGGAAUUUGAUGAGGCCGAGAAGCUUUGUCAGAUGGCUAUAGAUAUUCACAAAGAUAAUGGUUCACCUGCUUCUAUUGAAGAGGCGGCUGAUAGAAGGCUUAUGGGUCUUAUAUGUGAAACUAAGGGUGACUACGAAGCUGCUCUUGAGCAUCUGGUUCUUGCUAGCAUGGCCAUGGUGGCCAAUGGGCAAGAAAAGGAGGUUGCAUCUAUUGAUCUAAGCAUCGGAGAUGCAUACUUAUCUUUGUCUAGGUAUGAUGAGGCUAUAUUUGCUUAUCAAAAGGCAGUCACAACUUUCAAGUCUACCAAAGGAGAGAACCAUCCGACCGUUGCAGCAGUUUUUGUCCGUCUGGCUGACCUAUACAACAAGACAGGAAAAUUUAAGGAUUCAAAAAACUACUGUGAGAAUGCUCUUCGAAUCUACGAGAAGCCCUUACCUGGAUGUCCUCCGGAGGAGAUUGCCAGUGGUCUGACUAAUGUUUCCGCAAUAUAUGAGUCGAUGAAUGAGCUUGAUCAGGCUCUUAAGCUACUAAAAAAGGCAUUAAAGAUCUACGAUGAUGCCCCUGGUCAGCAAAACACAAUUGCGGGUAUUGAAGCUCAGAUGGGAGUCAUUUACUACAUGUUGGGGAACUACCCUGCAUCAUACACCUCCUUCAAAAACACCAUUUUAAAGCUUCGAACUGGUGGAGAGAAAAAAUCAGCCUUUUAUGGCAUUGUGCUUAACCAAAUGGGCCUCACCUGUGUACAACGUUAUGCUAUAAAUGAGGCUGCAGAAUUGUUUGAGGAAGCAAGACAUGUUUUGGAACAAGAGUAUGGACCAUAUCAUCCUGACACACUUGGAGUAUACAGCAAUCUUGCUGGCACUUACGACGCUAUAGGAAGGUUGGAUGAUGCAAUUGAAAUAUUGGAAUAUGUUGUUGGGAUGAGGGAGGAAAAGCUUGGGACAGCAAACCCGGAUGUGGACGAUGAAAAGAAGAGGUUGGCAGAGCUAUUGAAGGAGGCAGGCAGGGUUCGUAAUAGAAAAGCCAGAUCAUUGGAGAACCUUCUCGAUGCCAACCCUCAUGCUACAAAAGGUGAUGGUAUUAAGUUAAGAUGAUAAUGUUGUUUUUUAUCGAUAUGCUUUUUGGAUGAGACGAGGUACCAUAGAAACAUAUUUAUUUGUACAGCAGAGGAAAGGAAACAAGGUACAGAGAGGUGGUUUUAUGGAUGUGUUCAAUAGCAAUACUGAAGUAAUAAAGUGUAAACUGGGAUCUUGCUGUAAUGUUCAUUUGAUUUUUUUGUUUAUUUUAAUGCACAUUUGUAUAUUCAGUACACCAUUUUCAUCUGGUAAUUGUUUUUAUGAAUAAAAUCCAUAUAUUUGUUCUGUCUCA